AUGGCAGAGCUGCUCGCCCUGCUCAGAGGACCCAACCAGGCCUCCUCGAGUUCCACACCUCCGCCGGGACAAGGACCAAUGACUGAGCCGACGCCCUGGAUUCCGCCGACUCAGGCCCCGGAGAAUAUGGAGGCACCCCCGCCACCAUCAUUGCACACGUCCAUGGCUCUUCCUGUCACCGGCCCAUAUCCGCCACCACCGGCCCCCAUGGCCGUCCCUCUUCCACCGGCAGCCUUCCUAUCCUCGGAACACAUUCUAUCCGCACCUCCGCCCGUCUCCAUACCGGCCCCGGCUAUGGCCUACACAAUACCUCCGCCGACGGCACCGUUCCUGACAAGAACUAUGGUGGACUCUGAUUCCAAAUCCCUCAUGGUACGUAGGCACUCCGCCCCAGAACUCAAGUCCCUCAUCGUAAGACCGGGGCAUCCCCAACGAGUGAGCAACCAUCCCAGUGGCAAGACCGGCCUCCAGCAAAUCAACGCCCUCACAGCUGCACACGACAUAAUCAUCAAACAGGCACCCCCGUGA
This is a messenger RNA of Punica granatum (pomegranate), 528 nucleotides long. NCBI's taxonomy places the organism in Eukaryota, Viridiplantae, Streptophyta, Magnoliopsida, Myrtales, Lythraceae. The record is from RefSeq and is a predicted model, not a curated record.